GAAGCGUUAAGUAAGGCAGCAGGGGAGAGGGACCAUCACUGGCCUGUCUCAGGGAAUGUUGUUGCUUGGAGGGACGGCGUGUGUUUGCAGAGUAAACGGUCUACAUGGAAACAGCACGGUAGCGAGAAAUGUCAUUGAAUGUUCUAUUGGGAAUAUAUGUGUCUACCAGGAUUAAUUAAAUUAGUGCACCGUUUGGAUUAAGCACUUGUACAACAUGAUGAGCACGUGCCGUUGGUGCACAUCAGUGGGCGACGAUGUUGCAAAACUGCUCCAGAGGUACUGUGCUGGGUCUCUGUUAGCAGAGGAUGAGGAGGCAGUCAACGAAAAGAAGGCACUCAACGAGGACCUUGGGUUCUGCCUGGAGUGUGUGGUAGUGUACCACCGGGCGAAAGAGGAGUUGCCUGGACUGCACAGGAGGCUAUGGGAGUUGGAGACGUCCAGGCUCCUGGGUCACUUCUCUAAUGCAGCAAAGAACGCACAGCCGGCUAAGGACCUCAGCUAUGUAGAAGAGGACGGCCGGGAAAUCGGAGUGCCUCAUAUCAACCCCGCAGAGUACGAGAACUAUAUUCGUGUUCCCCUGUCAGAGGUCCUCAAAUACCCCUACCUGCUGGCACAACCCGAAUUGAGUGAAAUGUGUGUUGAGGCAAUAUGUAAGAUGGAGGAAUAUAACUCCUUCCAGGUGUUGGAUAAAUAUCCAGGGAUCUACCUCCUCCUCGUCCACCCCAACGAGACGGUUAGGCGGUGGGCAAUUGGUGCUGCCAGGACUUUAGGGAAGGUGGACCGAGACGACUUUUAUGAACUUCAGGACAUCUUCUCCUGCAUGUUCUGCAAUGUCGAGCUGCGAAUCCCCCAGAACUUCCCAGACAUGGAUACCUCCUAUGAUCCUACGACUAAGAUGACAUGGCUGCAACCGCAUCUUUACGAUUCCAAAAAUGACAAAAACUACUGGUUGGGUAUCUGUAUGCUUCUGACACAGCUGGAUGCCCAGGCUAUGGACUCGCUGUUCCUGGGGCCAGACAAACAGGCCAACAUACUGCACUGUAUCCUUAAUGCCAUGGACUGUGGCAUGGAGGAUGAAGAACCAUCCAAGGAGAUGGAUCCCUUCUGGCCAGUCUUGCAGUGUUUUAUGGUGAUCUUGGAUUGUUUGGGCUCUAAAUUUUGGGGUCCGAUUGAGCCAACCCAAGCCUUCCAGGCCAUCACAGGAAGACCUAGCUACUCUGCAGAGCUCGAGAGCAUCAAACAACAAACCAUGAUAUCACGGGUUAAAACGGAAACUACAUGUGAUGAUGACAUGGUGACCUGCAGUCAGAUGGUUUAUGACAGUAACACCAAAGUGAGCAAGGAAAAGGGUAGCAGACGCUCACAUGGUGCAGAUAGCAGUGUGGUCUAUGAGGAAAUGAGUUCUCUGGUCAACCUCCUGCAUUCAGAAAUGGGCCAGGCAUUGCGUGUGCACGACAGCACAUUUCUCUGGUUCAUCCCCUUUGUGAAGUCUGUUAUGGACCUCGAUGAACGCAGUGUCAUAUACAUUAAUGAGGUUGUCCACUACCUGUGUGGGGAGAUCAGCACGGAUCUCCUGAAGCGCCAGGUUCGCAUAUGUGACAAGGUCACGGAGUUCUUCACCCUUAUUCUCGUCCAUAUCAUCGAUUUGCACCUGGGGAGUGGCCGCAUGAAUAUGCUUUAUUACUGCGCUCCCAAGUGGGUGGGCGUGUUGGUGAAAUGUGCAACCCUGCCUGGUGAUGCUUUUGUCCACACCUCGGAAGGUUCAGUGUCUCACUCUGUGUCUUCCACAUCCUCAUUGAGGGUCAGUGCACCCCGAAAGGCCUCUACUAGCAGGGCUGUUCCACAGGCAUGCACGCAUAUCAUCCGGUCCCUGCUGAAGGAAGGGAGCAGGCUGAACCCCAACAGUAAGUGCAAGCACUUCCUGAACCGUUUGAACAAGCACCUCAGAGAAGGGCCCCAGAGGGAGUGGAAGCUGAUUAGGCUGGAGAUUCAGGAGCUUCAGAUCUGUCUGAAGGACUAUGUCAAGACGAUGAUGAACAGGCCAACCACAAGUACUCCUCCACCCGAACAGCUGAACAUUGAUGCAGGGCCUGUGGCACCAACCACACCACCACUUCAAUCAAGCAAUGACACCUCGGGAUCUAGCGGCUUAGCUGAAUUUAACCAUCCUAUAAAACAGGAAGGGUUGUGGGAUUAUGUCGACGGCAGUACAUCUGGUGGUAGGGAUUCUAAUGCAGUUCAGAGGGGCAGGGACAUAGACCUAGCGUUGCUGAAAAAGGAGCCCCUAACCCCUGAGGAGGAGUUUGUAGAGCCGACUAAUGAUUCAAGACCAACCCAAGAGAAGUUCUCUUCCUUGAGGGCAGAUCCAGAGAAAAUACAGGUGAUCAAAUCCAGACUUGGCCAGCUUAUGACCAAGAAGUCCCACUCUGAGAGAGAUGAGCCCUCUGUAGGGCUCAGUGAAUUUGGUAAAGAGAAACCUCAAAAUCUGUUCACCAGCCAUAGAGAUGAGGCAUCCAACUACCAAGGCAUUAGCAGAGACCCUCCAUGCCCCCAAGAAUCUGUUGACAAUGAGCAGGUGGACAAUGUGCCCCUCUCUGUUUUAAAAAGUAAUCUUAAAGGAAGAGUAGGCUUCAAAUCUUCACAAGAUCGGAGUAAAGGAAACUCUAGACAAUUUGACCGACAACGAUCACCACCAAAGCCUCCUUCAGAAGUCAUUGUUAUAUCUGAUGACGAGGCAAUAUUAAAUGUUGGUAGAGCAAGAGGAACUGGGUCUUUUUCUGAAACAUCCCAAAUUAAAAAUGAACCGGAUACCUCCGACCAGAAUCACAGUACCUGGCGUGAUUACGACGGAAACAUGAGUGAAUCUCAGGUGUUUGAGUUUGAAACACAGGAAUAUAUGGCGUCUGCCUGGUCCAACAGAGAUUCAGAAAGUAACAUGCCACCCGAAAAGCCCAAAGAAGAUAGCCCUGUCAGACAUCUUUUGAGUCCAACUUUAAGAGAGCCUUUAUCAACCUGGGAAUGUGAUACACAACCUAUCUAUGACGAGGAUAUUGAAAGAGCCUGUAAGCAGGUUGAGAAGGAGCUUGAGAAGCCUAAGACCCCACCACAAGGGCUCAAACGGGCCAUCGUUGUCAAAAAAAGAAAUCUUCUUGUUGAUGCAAAACCAUUGGCCUCCAAGUGCCUGAGCAAGAAACCUACCGUAGUAGAAAAACUAAUCAAAGAGCCUGUGAAGGAUGCUCCCCAUGCAGUCACACCGCCAUUGAGAAAAAGCAGUUCAACAGUACGUUCAAACAGACUAGAAACCGAGACACCUUCUUCCUUAACCACAUCAGCCAUCUCACACAAAACGUCAUUAACUCCAGCCAUUGUCCCUCCUAAAAAAGUCAGAAAAGCUGCAGAGCCUGUGUCCAUAGCAGAGAAGCUUGGCCUUAAGAAGAAGGAGCGAAAGGCCUUUAAUCUCUCCCAGCAAUCGCAUGACACUGUUGAUGAGCUGAGGCGCCACGGUGCUACAGUCGAUGUCCCACAGGCCAAGAAGCCAACCCGAAAGACCAAGAGGUCAAAGGUGACCUCCCCUCACAAGAGAGUGGUCAAUGGGAGUAACAAGAAGCUGCUAGCCUCACAGGAAUUCCAGUUCUUCAGGCAGAGCAAGCAGGCAUCGGGAGCAGGAACCUCUGCAAAGGCAGAGCCAAUGAAGAGAAAUCCGAAAAAGAUUGACGAGAUUCAACGACCCAGUUUUGUUACAGAGGCGGACGAUGAAGACGAGGACCUGCGGUGUUCCCAGCUAGAUCCUGCCCGUCAUGAGGAACAGCUGACGUUCAAUCGCAGCUCUCAAAGAGCCAAUGAGAACAAACCAGCAUCCUCCAAUACAGUGAGUAGUGUGUCAUCCAACAUGGACAGGCAGAUAUCUCCUUACUUUCAGAGGAAUGAUGAUGUCACACCUGGACCAUCUGGUCAAGUCUCCAAAAGCAAUGAGGAAGGUGACGGUUAUGAUGCAGACUGGAUGUACCUCACCCAAAUGGAGCCAACUGACAUGGAGAUGUGCUCGCAGAUGGAGGAGGAGGAGGAAGAAGAAGAGUUCUUCUACACGCAGCGGGACCCUGUAGACAUGGACAUUGACUCAGACAGCCAGAUGCCCUUUGAUGAAAAAGGAGGGUCUUCAGACUGGACAUGGCCUAAACAGGCAGACGAAGGGCAAGAGGCUCCACUUGCCACACAGACCUUUAAGAAACCGGCUACUCCGCCACCCUCGCGCUCUAACUUGGCUAAGGACGAUGAUCGCUUGUUCCUGAAACCAGGAAUGUCCCCUAUGUCGGUUAAAAAGGCCAAGCCGUCCACCACCAAGAUCUAUGCAACCUCAAGCUCCAGGAGUGCCUCCUUGGUGCAAGAGAUGGAGAGGACUGCCAAUGCUUCAUUUUCGGCUUCUUCUGCCCCUGCUGGAAGAGGUAGGCCUGCCCGGCCAGUUGUGCCAGGCCGGCCAGUCGUGCCUGCACGAAGUCCCUGUGUACUACAACCUCCUCCUCAUCCAGAGGUCGGUCAGUCUCUCCAACUGAAUCGACUCUUAUACAGACCCAUCACACCACAACUACCACCUAAACCCAUUCCACCAAAACAACCACUACCCAGACCCGAACAAAUCCUCCCCCGUCCACCUGGCCAGCCCCUCCGCCCAAUCCAGCACAGCAACAUAGGUUCCACCCCCCAGCCCUCCACUUCUAAGACCUACCCCAGGCCUGACGCCCCUUUCCAAAGGCAGAUACCCAACCCGGAGGUUUGCGUCAGAUUUGACCCCAACUACCUGAUUCAACACAUCCUGAAAUGGACAUUUGAUAUGUUUAGCAACUACAAGCAGUUUGGUAUACCCUCUGAAGUAUGUGAGUUACCCCUGGAAACAGUAGGCUUUAGCUUCAGCUCUUAUGAUAAAUACUACAAAACCUUUUACCCCCUGCUUCUCACCAACACUUUUGAGGAGCUUGCAGGUGAAUGGCUAAAGAACAAGGAAUCAGGAAAGGUGGUCACUCAGAAUUUAAAAGUUGUCGCAAAUGAGUACAGCAACAGUGUUUGGAAUGUCAGUUUUACAGCGAGCAUUACUGCCAGUGAUGUCUCCCGUCAGAUGUACCCUAGGGAGGAUGACCUGGUCAUUCUGUGGCUGCCCCAGAAUACAGGUGCUUACUCACGGCAUGAGCAGGGCUUCUUGGAUCCCCAAGAACAUUUUGGCUAUGUACAGAGAUCCAAUAUCUGCAACGGAGGUGUGGGCCAGUGCCCAACGCUGAACCUGAUGAUAAAGACCCUGGGGAAUGUGACGAUGGCGAACAAGCAAGCAGUGCGCUGUGAUGUGGUGGACUCCCUGGUCAGCACCAUGAGGGUUUUCAGGGCAAUCUGUCAGCUCAAUGGCAGCUCUAUGCUCAAGCCCAUCCUGGCCCCACAAGUCUCCUACUUCCAACCUGGCCCGGAGGUCAUCCCCAGCCUCAACCUGCCUGGUUACAACCCAGACCAGGUGAGGGCGGUGAGAACCGGUAUGUCUGUUAUCAGGAACCAGCAACUCACCCCAAAAAUCUGCCUUAUACACGGACCCCCAGGAACGGGAAAGAGCAAAACUAUUGUGGGCCUGCUGCAAACGCUGUUCUCUGAGGGAGUACAGAGUAUGGCUCCUCCAGUGAACAGGCAAGCUAAACCUCGCCGCACGCGGGUCCUCCUGUGCGCCCCGUCCAACGCCGCCAUCGACAAUCUGAUGAAGAAGAUUAUCCUGGUCUUCAAAGAGAAGUGCAAGAACAUCCAGGGUAACUGUGGGGACAUCAAUCUGGUGAGGCUCGGGAACGACAGGACCAUCUCCAAGAAUCUGAAACCUUUUAGCCUGGACAGUCAGGUGAAAAACAAAACACAAAAGGCCCUGAUGUCACAGGACUCAGACGUCCACAGACGCAUAGCGCAGCUGGAUGAGAACAUAGACAAGAUCUCCAAGAUGUUGCCCAAACUGCAGAAGAAUGAGGAAAUGUACCAUGAGCUGGCAGAGCAGAAGUCCAGACUGCUCCAAGAGAGAAAGACACUCGGCUACCAGCUCAAACAGUCUCGCAGUAGGAAGCAGGAGACCCAGGCCCGGGUACUGCAGGAUGCCCAUGUGGUCUGCUGCACCCUGAGCUCCAGCGGCAGCACCGUCCUGGAGUCGGCCUUUCGGCGCCUGGGACACAAGCCCUUUAGCUGCGUCAUCGUGGACGAGGCAGGGCAGGCCACCGAGACGGAGACUCUUAUCCCAAUGCUCUACCAGUGCAAUGCCCUCAUCCUGGUGGGAGACCCCCAUCAGCUGCCACCUACGGUUAUCUCCCAGACAGCGAAGGAGUUGAAGUAUGGCCAGUCCCUGAUGGCUCGGCUGGUGACCAACCUGGAUCACUACUGUAAGGAGAACAAGAUGCCCAGCCCUGUGGUCUUCCUUAGCUACCAGUACCGCAUGCACCCCGACAUCUGCGAGUUCCCCUCCAAGCACAUCUACCGCAAGGCCCUUAAAACUGACGAUGACACUGCAGCGAGGAUGGUGAACUUUGGCUGGCCUUUCCAGCCCUACCGUGUGUUUGACGUGACUGACGGCCAGGAGGUCAAGGAGGGAGAGUCGUUCAGCAACCUGAAGGAGGUGCAGCUGGUAGUGAUCCUGCUGAGGAUGAUGGCUGAGAAGCAGCAAGUCAAGGUGGGUGUCAUCACGCCCUACAAAGCCCAGAAGGACCGCAUCAACCGCGAGCUGGCGAAGAUGGUCAACAAGAACCUCACGGUGGACGUUGACACUGUGGAAGGCUUCCAGGGCCGAGAGAUGGACUGCAUCAUCGUCUCCUGCGUCAGGGCAAGCCACGAGCAGGGCGGCAUCGGGUUCCUGGGGAAUCGCCAGAGGUUGAAUGUGACCAUCACCCGGGCAAAGUUUAGCCUGUUCAUUCUGGGCCAUCUACGGACACUCCAGGAAAACCAAGACUGGGGUGCGCUUAUCAAAGACGCCGCUACACGUGACGUCAUUAAAUCAACGAAUGAGAUGACCUUCAAGACGGUCUCCAGGAAGAUCUUCAAGCAGGAGCUGACCAGGAGCCUGUCUAACCCCCUCAGAGAACCAGGCCCUCCCCCUGCUGCCUCCAGGGCUGCUCCCAUCGGGCUGCGGCGCUCCUCUGAGCCAGCCCUGUUCGCCCAGGGCUGGGACUCCCCCAAGCAGCCCAGCUCGGCAUCCCCUCCCCAGGCCGCUGACAGGCCCACAGACCCGCGUCUGGUAGUCCAGCACCCACAGGCCCCCCAGCAUAGAGCAGACUGGGAUCUGCGAGCUGAAGGAAUCCGGGACCCACGAGCGGAGAUGAGAAGGGACCCACGAGCGGAGAUGAGAAGGGACCCACGAGCUGAGAUCAGAAGGGACCCACGAGCUGAGAUCAGAAGGGACCCACGAGCUGAGAUCAGAAGGGACCCACGAGCGGAGAUCAGAAGGGACCCACGAGCGGAGAUCAGAAGGGACCCACGAGCGGAGGGUUACAGAGACUCCCGGGUGGAAAACCUCAGAGACCCACGAGCUGAGAGGGACCCACGAGUACGGAACAGCCCAGAGCAGCUUCACCCCACUGUGUACCAAAACCUGAGAUGUGCUGGCAGGGAGAGGGACAUGGACAGAGAGCGACACCAUUCACCUGUCACAGCGCCCUGCCCAGGAGACUGAGUCAACAGACCACCGUGGGACCACAGUGCUACAGCCUCCUUCAACAACCACACACACACUCACCCCCAGAAACGAGCCCCAGACACCCGAUGGAUCCCUCCCACCCACUCCAAGAGGGGGAAGAGAUGAGUCUGACCACUGACCCUGUUUGGUUUGUUUUUAUUCGUGUGCUUUCUUAUAUAUUCAGAGAAAGGGAACGAGAGAGGAAGGAGAGAUUACUCCUCAGAGUAGUUUGGUUCUCAAACAGUCUGGAUUUGACCCAAUAUCACUGUUUUCACCAGGACAUUCUUUAGAAAUGUCAAGCGGCAAUAUGAUAGUUAUAUCAUAAGUCGGUUAAUUUUAUUUUUGUAAUAAAUAUAAUCGUUUUUGUAUUACGCUGUUUAAUGACUUAUGGCUUGAAUAUGUGGGUUGGCCACUGGCCUCUGUAUUAAACUGCCCUUUGUGGGGGUGGGGCCUUUUGUGAAAGGGCACGUGUACUAUUACACUGGUACUUUUCCUGUGAGUUUAUGCCUGUGACUUCUGGACUUUUAUUCAUUUUCUUUUUUGGUUCACAAUUUUAUAAUUUCUCAAUCUCUUAGUUUCCUUACGUACUCUGCAUUUGUAUAGAAAUGUUCUGGACUUUAUAAAAGCGCCAAGACUAAUGUCUCUGGUGCUCCAUGUUUGAUACCUGGUUAUUUAUUAGUAGCACAGCCCACUUAACAGAAUGGCUGCUACCUUUUAUUUUAAGUGCAUACCAUUUCCGCUUAGAGCAUAUAUUAUUAAGUGCAAAAGUAUGUCUUGUCAGCAAUAGUUAUUUGACUAUAGACAAUUAUUUGUUUAUUUUGCUUUUGAAGUGUCAUCCUUGUUGAGCACCAGGAUGGUGGGUAACUGAGGCAAAUGUUACAUUUUGUGAUCAGAAUUUGACUGGUUGUGUUGCUUAAUGUAUGUAUCUUUAUAGAAUCUGUAACAUGGACCCCAGACAUAGUCUGAGCGAACACAUUAGCUGGAGCAUGUGGGACAAAUACAUUUUAUUUCUAUAUAGAGAGACAUGUUGUACAGUAGUUCACCGCCAUUUUAUUCCCCAGAGAAGUGUUGAAAGCGCUGGGUGUUUUAUUUCUGCUGGUUUAGUUUGGUGUUUUUGUUUGUACGGUAUUGGAUGCACUUUUAUUUGUCGUAUCACGCUGUGCAUUAACACAAGCUAAUUUUUACACACAGAAGAAACAAAUCUCUCUCAAUAAAGCUUAUUUUAUGAUA
Coregonus clupeaformis (lake whitefish) is the source of this 8905-nucleotide messenger RNA. Its product is annotated as probable helicase senataxin. The record is from RefSeq and is a predicted model, not a curated record. Gene Ontology annotation, cellular component: nuclear body. Gene Ontology annotation, molecular function: transcription termination site sequence-specific DNA binding; helicase activity. Lineage: Eukaryota; Metazoa; Chordata; Actinopteri; Salmoniformes; Salmonidae. The coding region runs from base 215 to 7672 and encodes 2485 amino acids. Gene Ontology annotation, biological process: termination of RNA polymerase II transcription. The transcript is spliced from 25 exons.